CAGCAUGAGGUCGGUCAGUCAGGACUGUUGCAAUAUACGGCUGGGUUCAGUCGUCGAGUCCAGAAAGGGUCUCUUCAUACGCUGUCGCUAGCCGUGUAGAUUUACCAUGAACAAACCUCGAGGAAAUGCAAAGAGGCCACAUCAAUCAUCAUGUUGAGUUGACGCACUUCGCUUUGGCGACGACUGCCACGAGCAACUGUAUUCACACUGCGGAACGGAAAGCCGGAACUCAAUUUUUAAAACUGCACAUUGUCUGACAAUUUCUCGAGAUCUGUUCUUGGUGGUCUACUAUCAACACUGAGAUAAACUCGAGGAGCUGCCGCUAAAGGCGUACCUUAUGUAGCCUUUUCGAAUCUUUCCAAGAAAUACAUGUAGCAUAGUACCAGGGUCGGCUACAGCAGUCGAAAGAUAGGUAGAGUCUACGCUUCCUGAACACUAAAAGCGGAGUCGAUCUGCCUUUGCUGCCUUUGCUGCCAAUGCUGGGUGCCGCGAGAUGGAACGGGACACAUACAUGUACCUGAGGCUAACAGCCAUGGUUGUCCUGUGCGUCGCCACGCUCCCGCACGACAGUCACUGCCAGGACGAGCCGGAACUGAAGCUGCCCGAUCCUUUCGAUGCUGACAGUGGGCAGGAAGAAGAAGAGCAUGGAGCUUCGACCCAUGACGAUGAUGGAUUGACUACGUCAAAUGUCACUAAAAAUGGUACUACCAGUACCUGUGCCUCGAGCCCGUGUCAGAAUGGUGGGACAUGCAGUACUGGUAUGGACGGGUUGUCGACAUGCGACUGCACCUCUAACUAUAUCGGAAAGUUUUGCCAAAACAUAAACAAAUGUGUCGUGCCUCACGCCAGAUGUACCAGCUUGGGACCGCACAGCAUGUGCACGAAUGAGCGAAACAACCAAACGGGCGAGGAAUUCACUUGCGGAUGUUUGCCAGGUUACAGUACGUCUGACGACAGCGCCACCGUAUCCGGACAUGCCGCUUCAGAAUACUGUGAGAAUGUGAACGAAUGUCACGAAACGGGAUCCCUAGCGGCACGGUGCGAUGCGAAUGCAGUGUGUCUUGACACUCCGGGUGCAUACAGCUGCGUGUGUAAGAGCGGAUUCAGUGGAGACGGCAUCGUGUGCUCAGAUAUGGAUGAGUGUGAAAGGCACCCUCCGUACUGUGGUCCCUACGCUACAUGCCAGAACACUGAGGGCAGCUACGUGUGCCAUUGUUCGGCCGGGGCUGAAAUGCAGGAUGGCGACUGCGGAGAUCGGAACGAAUGCGCCGGCAGACACCGUGGCCACUUCUGCGACAUCCAUGCCCGGUGUGUGGAUCUGGUAUUGAGCUACAGGUGCGACGGCUGCUUGCCGGGAUUCAGCGGAAACGGGAGUGCUGGUUUCUGCCAGAAGAUCGCGGAAUGUGCUACGGAGGAGCUGGCUGACUGCACCGUGGCACAGGGCGGACUGUGCUUCGACACUGAGGGCAGUCACGGAUGCCACUGUCUGCCUGGUUUCCAGAAUGACGGCCCUAACCGAUGCGUGGACGAGGACGAAUGUGAACAAACUGCGUCAACACGAUCGGGACUUUCCAAUGCGAAUGCAAACCUGGAUAUACCGGGGCAAGGUGCAACCGGGCGUGCCCAAUCGGGUACAUAA
This is a messenger RNA of Sycon ciliatum, 1639 nucleotides long. Its product is annotated as fibrillin-2-like. The transcript has 4 exons. Gene Ontology annotation, molecular function: calcium ion binding. Bases 494 to 1639 code for a protein of 381 amino acids. The record is from RefSeq and is a predicted model, not a curated record. NCBI's taxonomy places the organism in Eukaryota, Metazoa, Porifera, Calcarea, Leucosolenida, Sycettidae.